AUGGACCUUGCACCUCAGGGUUUGAUAACACUGCAACAAAAGGCAAAUGACCGAAGGCCAGUUGGUAGCUCACAAAUUUGGACACGGUAUGGUGUUCUGCUUCCAAGCCAGCAGACUCGAAAGCUAAAAGAAUGGGUUCUGACUGAUGAGCAGCAACAGCUUGUUAAUGCUAGUGGUCUUGGACAUCUGGCACUUACCACCGGGUUUACCAUUGAUCGAACUUUGCUUACAUCAUUUUGUGAAAGAUGGAACAAUGAAACAAAUACUGCACAUUUCAUGGGAUUUGAGAUGGCACCAUCACUUCGCGAUGUUUCCUACAUUCUCGGCAUUCCAGUGACUGGUCAUGUGGUGACCGCAGAGCCAAUUGGUGAUGAAGCUGUGAAGCGGAUGUGCUUGCAUUAUUUAGGAGAGAGCCCUGGAAAUGGAGAGCAAUUGUGUGGCUUAAUUAGGUUGACUUGGUUGUAUAGGAAUUUUCAUCAACUGCCGGAAAAUCCGACCAUCAAUGACAUUGCAUAUAGCACCCGAGCUUACCUUCUAUACCUGGUUGGUUCCACCUUGUUUCCUGACACCAUGAGGGGAUUUGUAUCCCCAAGAUAUCUACCACUGUUGGGAGAUUUUAGGAAGAUCCGUGAGUAUGCUUGGGGGACUGCAGCCCUUGCUCAUUUGUACAGGGGAUUGUCUGUUGCAGUGACACCUAAUGCCACAACUCAGUUUCUCGGCAGUGCAACUUUGCUCAUGGCCUGGAUUUAUGAGUACCUUCCUAUUACUCAACCACAACAGAAGAACCAGAGCACUUUGCUGCCCCGGGCUUGUCGGUGGAACUUUGGAGGAGCAACACGUGGACAGAGGAAAAAAGUCAUGGAGUGGAGAAAAGUUUUUGAACAACUUCAAUUUUCUGAGGUCAAUUGGAACCCUUACAAGGACAUAAAUCCAGCAAUUGUUCCGGAAUAUUGCAUUGCAGCAGAUAACAUCUGUUACUCUCGGACUUGGCUAAUCAGCUUUAACAUAAAGGAGGUGUAUGUGCCUGACAGGUUUGCUAGGCAGUUUGGAAGGGAACAAGGACGCCUCCAUGGCGUGCCAAUGUGGGCAAGAAGAACUUGGAGUAAGUGGAAAGACUGGAGAGCUGAGUAUGCUCGUGAGAUUGAGGAGUUUCAUCAAUUGGUUGGCUGCCGUUUCACCCCUCCUGCGGAAACCAAUAUCAACUCCCUUCCACUACAUGAGUCUAGUGCUGGACAGAAUGAUGCAGGAUGCAGUCUGAAUACCUCUCAUAAUUUUUCUACAAUGGUUGAAGAUUUGAAAAAUGAUCUCCCAGUAAUUGGUCGAUAUCUUGAGGGAAACUUGCUUCCUUCAGAGGUUUCAAGCUUCCUAGAGAGGGUGGGCACGAUGAUCAAGAGCUACUCCCCACCACAGAGCAGCCGAAGGAAAGAUCGAGUAGCUCAUGGCCACAUUGGCCCAGUCAAGUCAAAGAACCCAAGGAAAAGAGGGAAACCUUCACUCUUUCAAGAUCCUUUAAGUCCUCAUCGGUACCCAGGCACCCCAGUACCUUAUCAGGCUAGCAAGUGUGGCAUGGUGUUUGGUGGCACCGUUCCUCUACUAAAUGGGGGUGAGGCACUCAAGGAACAAGAGGCCAUGGAUCCCUGGCAGAUCUCCCAGUCUCAUUUGACAAUGACCACAUCUUCUUCAUCUCUAGACUCAAGCUCACCAGAAUCAAUGAAGCGAAGUCGGGAAGGUGGGGAUGAAAUUCAAAUCCCAAGGGACACUGAUUGCCUCCGAAGAAGUGGAAGGCUCUGUGUGCAGCUGAAAAUGUUCAAGCACAGAGAUGGAGUGGGUGCCGAGGCAGCUAAUCCGAUUUUCCUCUGA
This is a messenger RNA of Miscanthus lutarioriparius, 1860 nucleotides long. The record is from the annotation of a GenBank genome assembly. Lineage: Eukaryota; Viridiplantae; Streptophyta; Magnoliopsida; Poales; Poaceae.